This is a messenger RNA of Pseudovirgaria hyperparasitica, 2055 nucleotides long. Its product is annotated as MFS multidrug transporter. The record is from RefSeq and is a predicted model, not a curated record. Gene Ontology annotation, biological process: transmembrane transport. Lineage: Eukaryota; Fungi; Ascomycota; Dothideomycetes; Acrospermales; Acrospermaceae. The coding region runs from base 236 to 1933 and encodes 565 amino acids. Gene Ontology annotation, molecular function: transmembrane transporter activity. The transcript has 5 exons.
UGGUCAAGAUAAGACUUGCUUGGUGGGUUUCUGAUUUCAGACUCCAUCAAAGACCGAAACAUCACCGGAAGGCUUUGCUUCAUCCACAGCAAAAGAGCGCAAAGUGUUGGAAAAUGCUGAACUUCGCUCGGAGAAAUUUCGCGGAAAGCGUUUCGAAGAUGAAUAUAUGUACCACAGUUCAAGAUGACGACCCAGAAGAUUUUCUUCAAUUUUCAUCCUACUAUGAUUCGCGAAUAUGCUUGGAGGUACCAGUCUUCAUAUUGGCAAUCGUGCCGCAGAGCGUAGUGCCGUAAUUGAUGUCCAAUCCCAAGCCGCGAGAAACCAUAUGAUACCAUCGAACGAACCGUACGGAGAAGAUCUUAUCAACCUCCCUUCGCGAACGCUUUCGCAAAAUGCUCGACUCGACGAAUAUACCAAGGAGACAGUCGAUGGCGUAAUGACCGACGUGCGGUCCAACAAGGCUGGAGACAUCGAGACGUGGGAGCUAGUGACUUGGAAGAUAGAGGAUCCAGAGAACCCGAAGACGUGGUCAAAAGCAAGGAAGUGGUACAUUACCAUGGUGAUCGCUCUGACUUGCUUUGUUGUUGCUUUCAACAGUGCGGUGGUUACAGCAGAUAUAGCUGGAGUCUCGGAAACCUUCACUGUCUCCGAAGAGGUCGCUCUUCUCACUAUCACGCUGUUCGUAGUCGGUUUUGGUGUGGGUCCAAUGGUAUUUGCGCCAUUCUCUGAGAUCUUUGGAAGGAAACCAGUAUAUGUGGUUACGCUUUUGAUCGCUGUCGUCUUCAUCAUUCCCGGAGCUGUUGCACCAAAUAUUGAGACGUUGCUAGUCGCACGAGCCAUCGAUGGUAUCGCAUUCAGUGCUCCCAUGACCCUUGUUGGGGGAAGUCUCGCCGACAUCUGGAAAACCGAAGAACGUGGUGUGCCAAUGGCUGCUUUCAGCGCAGCACCUUUCAUUGGACCUGCCAUAGGUCCUUUAGUUGGAGGUUACCUUUCAGAUGCAAAGGGUUGGCGAUGGCUUUACUGGAUCCAGCUCAUCCUCUCCGGGGUAGUCUGGUGUUUGAUAACAUUCACUGUCCCCGAGACUUAUGCCCCAGCACUGCUCAAGAAGCGAGCAGCAAAACUUCGAAAAGAGACCGGCGACGAGAAGCAUGUGACGGAGCAAGAUAUCGAUAAGCGGCCAAUUGGUGCUCGUUUGAAGAUUUUCUUACUGCGGCCAUUCCAACUCUUAUUUCAGGAGCUCAUUGUGUUCCUUAUUUCCCUAUACAUGUCGGUUUUGUACGGCCUGUUGUACAUGUUCUUCAUCGCAUACCCGAUCAUAUACCAGCAGCAUAAAGGUUACACCGCUGGCAAGACAGGAUUAAUGUUCAUUCCUCUUGCAGUCGGUGUGGUUGUCAGUGCCGCUUGUGCGCCGUUUGUGAACAAAAAUUAUCUCAAAGUGGCAGCCAAAUACAAUGGACGUCCGCCUGCAGAAGUGCGCCUCAUCCCAAUGAUGUUCUCAUGCUGGUUCAUUCCGGUUGGCAUGUUCAUCUUCGCGUGGUCUUCAUAUCCGCAAUUUUCAUGGGCAGGUCCAGCCAUGGGUGGUUUCUCGGUGGGCUUCGGCUUCAUAUUCCUCUAUAAUUCAGCAAACAACUACCUUGUCGAUUCCUACCAACAUCAGGCGGCGUCUGCACUAGCCGCCAAAACUUGCAUACGUAGUUUCUGGGGCGCAGCAGUAGUGCUGUUCACAAUCCAGAUGUACGAUCGCAUGGGUGAUCAGUGGGCCAGUUCUCUUCUAGCGUUUAUAGCUCUGGCAUGUUGUGCGAUCCCGUUUAUCUUCUACUACAAAGGAGCUGCGAUUCGCAAACAUUCAAAGUAUGCUUACAGUGGUGACGAUGAGGAGAGUUUCGAGUCUGCCAAUAAAGAGGUUGAUAGUUCUGGCUCCUCGCAGUUUUAACAGGAGAAGCAGGACGUUUAAAUGGGCUUCCCUUUGCAAUCGCGCCGACAAGCGACGUUUCUGGAGCUUUUAUAUCAAGGCAGUAUGCCUUCUUGUUCUUUGUAAUUGAUGUUCCGCGCCGU